Arctia plantaginis is the source of this 723-nucleotide messenger RNA. The record is from the annotation of a GenBank genome assembly. Lineage: Eukaryota; Metazoa; Arthropoda; Insecta; Lepidoptera; Erebidae.
AUGAAGAACAUUAUUUUAAUAUUAACUUUGGGCCUCGCGAGUGUAAUCUCAAACCCGGUAACGACGUCAAGUGAAAAGCCAUGUAUAAAAUCCGUUAAAAAUAAUGACAAUACAGAUGUAUCGUUGCACACAGAUUUUACCGGAGAGACUGUUUUAAAAGAAAUUGAAGCUAUAAAUAGUUCGACAUAUGACAUACCAGGAAAUUCAGAGGAAACCGGCAACAUAGAGGUCAUAUUUAAUUCGGCCGAUAAUACGCUACUUAAGGAAAACGAAAUAAUUGAUGAAGCAGAAGAAUAUAUUAAACCAUUACAGAACACACAGGAAAUUGAAAACACAGAUGUUGCAUCCAAUAUUGGUGACGGUACACCUACAUUCGGGGACGGAGUAGUAGAUAUUGUUAUUGAGGAGGACCCAGUUCCAUCUGAAGACAUAGAUAACACAACUCCAUAUGAAAGCACCCCGGAAAUACAGAGUACUGUUGACAACGGCUUGUCUAUGACCCACUAUUUGUUCAGGAAUGCUUUAGAAAGCCGCAUUCAAGAUGAAAUAAUGGCAUCCGCGAAGGGUUUUGCUCCAUUGCCAAUUUUUAGUUUUAGAAGAAAGCAAAACCCUCGACGGCGAUUCGCCAUACGACGACGUUACAACAGGUACCCGUACAGAAGAUUUCACUCCGCUUACCCGUACUAUGCAUUUUAUCGCCCUAGCUCUCUAAGAUUUUAUUAA